AACUCCCCUCAAUGCGGAAACCUUCCACUCUCACGCACCUUCCCACGCGCAAAGACGCACAAUCUCACCGCUUGGCUCAAAAGCGUUGGCAUGAUCUCACCUGCACUGCACGCACGCAAUGCACAUGCGCGAUUGGGAAAAGGAUCGGCCGCAAUAGGCAUAUGCGCCAGCGCAACCGCCCGCGCACACCCUGCAAACCUUGCGCAGCGAAGGUUUCGCCCUUCCCCUAAGAGAGACACUGCAUGUGCCCGCGGGGGAAUGGUACGCGCGUGCGUGCGUGCUUCCCCUGCCCUGCCCUGCCCGUUCUCGCUCGUUGCCGAAAUCACACCAUGGCUCGUUGGGGUGACGAGUGAUGCCCUUGCUCGCAUGGAACGUGGUGUGAUGAAAUUCCCACGUGCCGACCUAGACUGUUGCCGAUCGGCGAUCGGCAGGGACGAGGGAGCGUUGUGCUUCUGGCCGGGUCUAGAGCGCGCGACGACUUCAGCUCCUCCUGGGUGUUGCCAGUUGGGAGCAUAUCCUGAGCGAUGCGAGAGAUAUGGUGGUGGAAGUGGCAGGAGAUAGAGGCUAGUAGUAUCGGACACCUUGGCGGGGGUAUUCGUGGGUUUCUGAGGGGCGUAUGAGUGUCAUUGCUUGAUUUCCAAUAGAUGGCUUGCAGCGAAGCCGAUGCAUCGCUCUGAACCUUCUCAAGCCUCGGAGUCGUUGUGGAGGCCUGCCCCCGUCCUUCCAUCGUUCACCCUUAUAAUUUGAUUCGGAGAAUGCCUGCCCCAGUUCUUCGUCGACAGUUGCAUUUGCUUGUGCCCCGGCAUAGAUGGUGGAGAUUAGACGCGUCAAAACGGCGCUGUCAACCUAUA
Neohortaea acidophila is the source of this 851-nucleotide messenger RNA. RefSeq lists its product as uncharacterized. Bases 91 to 561 code for a protein of 156 amino acids. NCBI's taxonomy places the organism in Eukaryota, Fungi, Ascomycota, Dothideomycetes, Mycosphaerellales, Teratosphaeriaceae. The record is from RefSeq and is a predicted model, not a curated record. The transcript has a single exon.